Molecule: messenger RNA, 1233 nt
Organism: Colletotrichum lupini
Lineage: Eukaryota; Fungi; Ascomycota; Sordariomycetes; Glomerellales; Glomerellaceae
Exons: 6
Coding region: 1-1233 (410 amino acids)
Source: RefSeq, a predicted model, not a curated record
AUGCACCUUGCCUUAUUCUCACGUACAUGGCCCGAAAUGGUAGCUCAGCGAAGGAACUGUCUGCACGCACGUACCUUGUAUAGCUGGCAGCUUCCUAUGAUUGACUUUCUUGAGAUCACAUUAGGGAUACCCUCAGACGUUGGAUUCUGGAGGUUCACGGGCAGUCUUGCAAGGCCCCCGUCCCAAAUCCUAAAUGUCAAUAUGUCUGUCACUGCUGUGCCCGGUACUUGGACCCCUAAGGUAUCUUUCCUCCCGCCGCUUCGCUCGAGUACACUACGCGACUACUACAACACAACAAUGGUCACUGAUUCGUUCUACACUUUUCAAGAGUCUAUUGGUCGUGCAGGGCCUGGAACACGCGAUCGUCAACCUCGAUUCCGCCGUUGGGAUGGUGGGCGCCUCGUUUUCUCGCAACCGGUCUUGCGUCUCUCAAGUUUCAUACCGUCGCUUUCUCUACCUACACUACCGGUAGAGAUGGCGGACUUUGGAUUUGAGCAGUUAAAACAAGGCAAAUCGGCCCCUCUGCCUCUCUGGGUCUGUCAAAAACCAGCAGCUGUCGGACAGGGGCAACCCGAGUCAUUUUCCAUCACACGCUGGAGCGACAAUCCUUGGCCUAUGACAUCCGCAUCGAGCCAACUCGUCGCUCAACCCGGGAAACCGCAACAUGACGGACCGAAAUGGCGAACCCGGACAUCACGGGUGCCUCCCAUGCUCUACACUAGACCGACUGACAAAAGGUUGCUCAUCUGCUUCCUGAGGUCAGAUUCAGGCCUCGACCAAGACCUGCCGGACCUGACACAGGAGAAACCCGAGCCAACGGCGCGCUUCUUCGGCUGUCCUUCGCAAACACACACUCUUCCACUCCGCGACGGCCUGCGCACUUUGAACUUGCCAUCAGCCUCCUUCCGCCUUACAAGCCCGUCCCCUACCGUCUCAGGAACAGGGGUCCUUUUCAUCGCAGCCAAUCACCUUUCCAAACCUCCCAUCCCUGCGGUCAUCCCGCCCUUCCCUGCCUCCGCUUCAUGCAUUCACGCCAAAAUCUUCUCCUUCGCCCCAUUCACUGCCAUCCGCAAUCUCACUGGCUUGGACCUCAAUCUGCUCGGUGCAGAAGGCGAGAAAAAAGCACAGCUGCAUUCUGGAGUUGCUGAGAAUCUGCAUCAUAUUAUCUCCGUCAAAAACCGUAUCGUCGAGCGGGUCCCGUUCGGCUGCAUGUCACUCCCGAAGGAUGCAUGA